AUGAAACCAAACUCUAAAAUCGUUUUGGGUUUUUUGAAACAGCCGACGCCGGUUCGAGUGGUAGUUUUAUGCUAUUUACUCGGCUACGCCACCCACGCCUACUCGCUGGCCGAGGUCGAGCAGAAGACCCUGGAGUUCAGGAAGGAGAUGACCACCCCGAUCCCCAUCGCGGAGGACGCGUCAGAAUUCGAGAAAUUUCGGGCUAGGGCUUACGAAACAGCUAUGAAAGUUCCUGUUAAAUCAAUAGAGCUUUACUUGGAUCUUAGGGGCGGAAUUGAAGAUCAUGUUUUGGGCAUGGAAAAACUGUUGCCAGACUUAGAUCCGCAGGAGCGGCGUGUCUUUACCCUUGUUCUUGAUCUUAAUGAGACCCUCGUAUAUUCUGAUUGGGAGCCUGAGACAGGCUUGAAGACAUUCAAGAGACCAGGAGUUGAUGCUUUUUUGCAACGUAUGUCAACCCUGUAUGAAGUUGUUGUAUAUUCUGAUCAACUGCAGAAGGAUGUGGAGGAUGUGGUUAAAAGGAUCGACCAAACAGGACGUAUACACAAAUUAUCAAGGCCUGCAACUAAGUACCGGAAGGGUAUACACUUUCGGGAUCUGUCAAGGUUGAACAGAAAUCCUGCACGAGUUCUGUACAUAAGUGCGCAUGCUCUUGAAUCUUUCCUGCAACCUGAAAAUUGUCUGGAUAUCAAACCAUGGAAACUUGAAACUAAUGACACUGAACUGCGGGAUCUGAGUCCAUUUCUUGAGUCUCUUGAUGUUGUAAGGCCUGCUGAUCUUCAUGAAGUGGUUGCUUCUUAUCAAGGGAAGGAUGUUGUUAAAGAGUUCUAUGAGCGAUGCAAACAAGUGCAGAGGGCGAUUGAGGAGCAGAAGCAGCAGCAGCAGAAGAAACGUGAGAGCAAGUGGUGGCGGAUAUUUCCCUGAUCUGCUGGAAGGACAAAGCUCCAAAUUGACCUAAUACAAAGAGGAUACUGAGACUCCUGUGGAGUGCCUGCCUGGUCGAAUUGCUUGGUAGUUUAGGUUGCUAGUCAAAUUCACCGCUCUCCAAUUCUUGGGCAUCCCAUGUAAAGAAUAGGCUAUAACACUUGGUCUCUGUGAAGAGUUUGAGACCACGCCACUUAGUUGUCAAAACAUGAGUUGAGUUGAUGUGCAUUUCUUAAUGGUCAUUGCAUUCUCUGAGGUAGCAAUUGAAUAUAAGGAUAUUUGUUAAUACUAAUACUCCACUAUCCGAACAAACUUCCACAGAUUCUUAAAGGUGGAAAGUCGCAAAUGAGUAGUACUUGAGGGGUCAUUUUAU
Messenger RNA from Triticum aestivum (bread wheat), 1294 nucleotides. Its product is annotated as mitochondrial import inner membrane translocase subunit TIM50. The transcript has 11 exons. Lineage: Eukaryota; Viridiplantae; Streptophyta; Magnoliopsida; Poales; Poaceae. Bases 1 to 921 code for a protein of 306 amino acids. The record is from RefSeq and is a predicted model, not a curated record.